AUGGUACCACAAUCUUUACAAACUGGCUCAGAUGAGCCUCUUUCAGUUACACAAAACCUUCUAGAUUUUUUUCCUGCUGUUCGGCAAUCUUUUGAUCAGACAGAUGACCUGGAUGCACUAGAUCGUGUGGCACGCGCCGUACGUGAACUGGAUGACGGAUACCGAGCAACAAUCCAAGGUAAUCAGACAGUAGUGCGAACGCUCUCUAGAACUUUUGAACUUCUGCGUGCAAGUGUACUAGACAAAGAGUCAGUGAUUGUGAAUGGUCUUCAAGAAAACAGUAGGAAAAAAAUUAACAAAAAUGAGGACAAUGAUAUAGAUAUAGAUGUGGAAAAUAAGGAGGAAGAUGUCCAAGAUGCACCAGAAGUAGUUGUUUUACAGAGCUUAGAUCGUAAAAAAUAUGAAUUGGCAAAACAUAUCAGCAGUCUAGAAACAUCAAAUACAGCUAGUAAUACAACUCUCAUAAAGCUGAAUAAAGAACUCGAGAAUUUAAUUAAAGAAGAUGUAUUAGAUACGUCAGUGAAAACCUUGCAAACAAGCUCAAUUCUUAAACUGAAAGUUCUUCAGUCUUUAGGAGUAUCUUUUGAUGGAGAUAGUCCUGAAACGCAUACUAAAGCACUCAUUCAUUCACCUCAAUCAAAAGGCAUUCAUACAUUACCUUUGGGUGAAUACUCGUCCUAUUUCAUUUCUAAUUACAUCUGGGAAAAUUUAUGA
Molecule: messenger RNA, 714 nt
Organism: Magnusiomyces paraingens
Lineage: Eukaryota; Fungi; Ascomycota; Dipodascomycetes; Dipodascales; Dipodascaceae
Exons: 2
Coding region: 1-714 (237 amino acids)
Source: RefSeq, a predicted model, not a curated record